Molecule: messenger RNA, 5345 nt
Organism: Tetranychus urticae (two-spotted spider mite)
Lineage: Eukaryota; Metazoa; Arthropoda; Arachnida; Trombidiformes; Tetranychidae
Product: ATP-binding cassette sub-family C member 4-like
Biological process (GO): transmembrane transport
Cellular component (GO): membrane
Molecular function (GO): ATP binding; ATP hydrolysis activity; ABC-type transporter activity
Source: RefSeq, a predicted model, not a curated record
UCUGGUAAAUUAUAUUGCAGACAAAAUGCAAAAUAAUUGUUAUCGACAACCCAUUUAGCGCAAUUAAAGUUGCUCAAUCUCACAUAGAAUCAAGAAAUAUGGUGAAAUUUUGUUCUACUUCAGGUAUUUAGGUAAAUUCACUGCAAUAAAAAUUCAACAUCAGUUAGUGGCAUACAUGUUAACAAUAGCACUCAAAUUAUUGAUAUUAUCAUUGAUUUAAUACACUUUGUCGAUUUUGUCUCUCAUGUUCUCAUAGCAAGGCUUUUGACAAUCGACGGUGAGAGUAACUUAAUCAUGUUUUUAUCAGAAGUUAAUUGCUAUCUCUAGGUCUAUUGUACUUGUAUUGUAACUUAUUUAUCAUGUUAUUCUGUAAGUGACUAUUUUUAUAAGUACAAUGUGACUUGGACUUGAAGUUGAUUUAUUGAGGUCUCCAUCGGAUUAAUCUUGAGAAAAAUAGUGUGAAUUAAGAUUCAUCCAGAAUAAAAUUGUUCAUGAGUUCACCUUAAUCUUAUACCAUCUUGCAAUACCAACUGAUUGUAGUUUGGUUGAGUUGUAAAAUAAUAUAAAAUAUAAUAAUUAUGCUUUGAUCAAAUUAAUUCAUUUGGUUGUCUUGAGUCGAAGGAAAAUCUCUAAGCUUCGAAUUGAUUGAAGCCUUCAAAGCUUUUUUGUUGUUACUUCUUUACUGUUCAAUAAGUAUUUAAAUUUCAAUAAAAAUGGGUCUUCAACCAACAAUCAGCAAAAAAUCAUCAUUUGAUCGAGCCAAUUUUUUAAGCAAAUUAGUCUUUUGGUGGUUAACAAAAUUUUUCAUUGAGUCUCAAAAUAAACGACUGAAAACUUCUGAUCUUGAAGUUUGUCCCAAGUCGACAGCAUCCGAAUGGAUUGGAAGCAAAUUAGAAAAAGAAUGGGUGAAAGAAUUAAAGAAAAGUUCCAAAGAUCCAAAAGGUGGAGGAAAAAAGCCAAGUCUUGGUUGGGCCAUAAUUAGAGCCAUUGGACCCAAUUACUCAUUUUCAUUCAUACUUCUAGUUUUUCAGAAUAUAUUUCCUUUUGUGCAAACAUUAUUCAUGGGAGAGUUGGUUGAUCUAAUUUACCAAAUGAGUAAAGCAGGAGCUGACAUACAAUCAAUAAAAACUAAAAUCUAUUAUUAUGGAGCGGCAGUCGUCGUCUCUCAGAUAUUGGGUUCAUAUACGAACAACUACUAUUGGUUUUAUGCUCGUAGAGGAGGACUUGAAACCCGUGUUGCCUGUAGUCGCUUGAUUUACCAUAAAACACUGAAAUUAUCUCAGAAGGCAUUGGGCCAAACUACAACCGGUCAAAUUGUUAAUCUACUAUCAAAUGAUGUUGCUCGUUUUGAUUAUGCCGCUGAGUUUCCAUUCUUCUUCAUCUUUGGACCAAUUCAAGUAGUUCUUUAUCUUUGGAUUCUAUGGCCUCAACUCGGUAUUUCUGCUGUGGUCGGUUUUAUAGUUCUUUUCCUUUUCGCUCCUUUCCAAACCUUCAUGGGAAAAGCUUUUGGUAAACUUCGUACUGCUGGAGCUAUCAGAACCGAUGAGAGGAUAAGAUUAAUGAAUGAAUUUAUUCCCGCAAUGAGAGUUAUUAAAAUGUACGCUUGGGAAAAGCCAUUUGCAGCACUUGUGGAUUACGCACGUAAACGUGAAGUAGCCAAAAUCCGAGGAGCCGCUUAUUUGAAGGGAGUUAAUUUAGGUGCUGGAACAGUGUCAGAAAAGCUCAUCAUGUUUUUAAUUUUGGUUGUGUUCAUUUUAACUGGUCAUCACUUGACUGCUAAAACAGUAUUCGUUGCAAUGGCUUUGGUACGACAAUUACAAUAUACAAUCACAUUCUUCAUUCCUUUGGGUAUUUCAUCGGGUGCCGAAGCUCUGAUCUCGAUUAAGAGAAUCCAAAAGUUCUUAGAGCUACCAGAGCUGGAAGAAAAUAAUUCUCAGAAAAGCAAUAAUUGGAAAACUUCAGAACCAGUCAUUGAGUGUAAAAAUGUGGAGCUGAGAUGGAGAGAUGAUCAUGAUCCAGUCUUAUCCGGAAUAGAUUUUAAAAUUACAAAGAAUCAAUUGUUGACCGUUAUUGGUCCUGUUGGUUCGGGUAAAUCUACGCUUUUAACAUCUCUUUUGGGUGAAGUAAAGCCAAGUAAAGGAACAAUGCAAGUUAGCGGUAAAAUGUCAUAUGCAUGUCAACAAGCUUGGAUAUUUGCUGGAACUGUUCAAGAAAAUAUUUUGUUUGGAAAUGAAUUUGACUCAAUUCGUUACAAGCAGGUUAUCCAUGUUGCUGCUCUUGAGAGAGACAUGAAAAUAUUACCUGCUGGGGAUCAGACGGUUGUUGGUGAUCGAGGAGCUUCAUUAAGUGGAGGUCAAAGGGCUAGAAUAAACUUGGCUCGAGCUUUAUAUGCUAAAGCAGAUAUCUAUCUUCUUGAUGAUCCUCUUUCAGCUGUCGAUGCUCCCGUUGCGAAGCACAUCUUCGAGAAAAGUGUCAAAAGCUUUUUAAAAGAUAAAAUUGUGGUUUUGGUUACACAUCAGUUACAAUUCCUUAAACAAGCAGAUCGAAUAUUGUACUUGAAAAAUGAGAAACAAGUUUGUUUUGGGGAUUACACUGAAUUUUUAAAGUUAGGUGCUGAUUUCAUCGAAGGAAUAGCAUCUUCACAACCUGACAAACAUGCUCCAGCUGAAAAGAAGGUCACACGAACAUUGAGUAAACGUCUUAGCCGUCAAUCUUCCGUUGCAUCGAUCAUGACCUCUGCAAGUAUACUAGAUGACGAUAUAGUUGAAGAAUUCAAUCCUCACAAAGGUCACGAAGACGAUGACGAAGAUGCAGAUGCCAAUGAACUUGGAGUUGUAUCGAAAUCUAAUUCUCUUUGGACUUACACCAAAGCUGGAAUCGGACCAUUAUUAUUGCCUUUUUGGUUUAUUUAUAUUAAUGGAGCUCAAGCUCUAAUCUCUUUCAUUGAAUAUUAUUUUUCACUCUGGACCGACUCCGAACAGCGAAGAGCCAUUGCACUCACAUCGGGAAAUGAAACUCAAUUCGUGCCUUUAAAUUUCGUGGACAAUUUCAGUGUCAUGACUAACAUCUACUUCUUUACUGGAUUAACAAUAGCUUUAACAAUUUGGUGCUUAACUCGUAACAUUGCCUUUUUCGCAGCUUGUAUGAAAGCUUCUAUCAAACUUCAUGAUAAUUUAUUUAAAGCUGUUGUCCGAGCUCCAAUCUCAUUCUUUGAUAAUAAUCCACCAGGAAUCAUUCUUAAUCGUGUAUCUCGAGACAUGGGAAUGGUUGAUGAUUUUCUUCCUGCCACAAUGUUCGACACUUUAUUCUGUUUAUCAACUUGUGCUGGACAAAUUAUCUUAAUGGCUGUCGUUAAUGGCUAUCUUGCUAUACCUUCAUUACUUUUGCUCAUUGUUUCAUACAUUGCUCGAGCUUAUUAUGUUAAUAUAGCUCGAGAUGUAAAACGAUUGGAAGGUGUCACCAAAACUCCAGUUUUCUCUCAUUUGUCUACAUCAGUUUCAGGCUUAACAACAAUUCGAGCUUUUGGAGUUGAGAAACGAUUCAAUGAAAAUUUUGAUCUAUUUCAAGAUGAACAUUCUUCAGCUUAUUUCACAUGGAUAGCUUCAUCUCGAUUCUUCAUCAGUCUAGUUUACACCAUUUCAAAUGUUUACAGUGUUCUAGUUAUGGUCAUAAUUCUAGUUGUUAUGGACUCUCUCAAUGGAAGUAGCAUUGGUCUUGUUAUCUCAUCAAGUAUUGCCCUUGCAGGUCUUAUUCAGUGGGGUAUGAGACAGUUGACUGAAGUUGAAACAAUGUUAACCUCAGUUGAACGAAUCGAUGAACUCAGUUACAUCAAACCUGAAGCUGAAUUGGAUUCAACACCAGCAAACAGGCCAUCAGAAUCAUGGCCUGAUAGUGGUAAUAUUGAAUUCAAGAAUGUUUAUCUAAGAUAUGAUCUAUCAAAACCUCCAGUAUUAGACAACUUGAACUUCUCUAUCAAGGCAAGAGAAAAGGUUGGAAUUAUUGGUAGAACAGGAGCAGGAAAAAGUUCAAUCAUGACUGCCUUAUACAGAAUGACUGAACCUGAAGGACGUAUUAUCAUCGACAAUGUAGACAUUUCUCAGAUUGGUUUGCAUGACUUGAGAAAGAAGAUCUCGAUUAUUCCUCAAGAGCCGAUUAUAUUUACGGGAACAGUUCGUUACAAUUUGGAUCCAUUUAGUUUGAAAACUGAUGCUGAUUUAUGGGAGGCUUUGACUCAAGUUCAAUUGAAACGAGCUGUCGAUGAAAUGGGUGGAUUAGAUGCGAAAAUAACUGAUGGUGGAACCAAUUUAAGUGUCGGUCAAAGACAACUUGUUUGUCUUGCUCGAGCUAUCCUCAAUAAUAAUAAGAUUUUGGUUCUAGAUGAAGCCACUGCCAAUAUCGAUCCAUCAACCGAUGAGUUGAUUCAACAAACAAUCCGAAAACGAUUCACUAAUUGUACAGUUCUAACAAUUGCCCAUCGUUUACACACUGUUAUGGACUCAGAUAAAAUUCUAGUCAUGGAUGCUGGUCAUGUUGCCCAGUUUGGUGAUCCAGCAAGUUUAGUCAAAGAUGAAUCUGGAAUACUUUAUUCAAUGGUACAAGCAACUGGAAAAGAAUCAGCUGAAAACUUAAUCAAGAUAGCAAUGAAAAGGCGAUUGAGCCUUAAAGGUUUUGAAGACUCUCAAGAAUAAUCAACAGCCAUACAAUUCUUAAAGAACUUAAAGAAGAAAAACAACAGAAAAGCACUUAAUGUACAGAAAAAACGCAAUUAAUUGUUAAGAAGACAAAUCACAGUCUUUAAUUAUAAAUGUAAAAUCUUGAUCCAGAAUAUCAACUCAAAUUUAAAUCUCCCUUAUUACAAAUGCAAAAAUAUUCAAAUUUUUCAUCUGUAAAAUAGGAGAUUAAAACUAAAAGGUAGUUAAAAUUUAGCUGAGUUCUGGAUCAAAAUUUUCAUCUUCGACGAUGAGUGAAACUAUCAAGUAAAAAGACCAUUAUUAUUUACUCACCUUAGUUGAAACAGCAUUGAACUAAAUUAUUAUUUAUCAUUUAACCCUUAUAGUUUCAUAGACAAAUCUAAGCAAGAAAAUGCUUCUAUUGAUAAUAAGGUUAAAUCAUGGGAAAAUACGUUAUUACAAGGUGAGAGGUUCAAUAAACUUGAACUUCAGAUGAUCGAAACGACUUUCGAUGAUUUUUUGAUUACACAUUUCACAAUUUAAUAUUGUGUUUAACAUUUCACGAUAUCAACGAAACAUUUAACGGUUGAUUCAAUUGUUAACCUUUUCACAAUUGAAGGCAUUUGUCCAUUUCAUCAACAUUAUUUGAAACACAAUAAAUUUGUUGCUUUUGUC